Salvia splendens (bonfire salvia) is the source of this 1707-nucleotide messenger RNA. RefSeq names its product laccase-14. Gene Ontology annotation, cellular component: apoplast. Bases 1 to 1707 code for a protein of 568 amino acids. NCBI's taxonomy places the organism in Eukaryota, Viridiplantae, Streptophyta, Magnoliopsida, Lamiales, Lamiaceae. The record is from RefSeq and is a predicted model, not a curated record. The transcript has 6 exons. Gene Ontology annotation, molecular function: copper ion binding; hydroquinone:oxygen oxidoreductase activity. Gene Ontology annotation, biological process: lignin catabolic process.
AUGUUUUCGGCUACGAAGUUUUUCUUUUUGUGCUUGUGGGGUAUUAUUAUGCUGACACCUGUCCAUGCUUUGAUUCAUAGGUUUGAAGUGAGAAGAUCAUCACACACAAGGCUAUGCACCACCAAAAACAUGCUAACGGUGAACGGACAGUUCCCGGGGCCAACUAUAUAUGCUAGAAGGGGAGAUGUGGUCGAAGUCGAUAUUAUUAAUCUGUCCGAUCAAAAUAUAACCAUCCAUUGGCAUGGUGUAAAAAUGCCGAGAUACCCAUGGUCUGAUGGCACCAACAUCGUGACGAUGUGUCCUAUCACUCCCGGCAACAAGUUUCGACAAAGGAUGAUUCUCUCCGACGAAGAAGGCACUGUAUUUUGGCACGCUCACAGUGACUGGUCUCGGGCUACUGUGUAUGGCGCCAUCAUCGUCCUUCCGCCUACCACGGAAAGUUAUCCUUUCCCCAAGCCUCAUGCUCAAAUUCCCAUCUUACUAGGAGAGUGGUGGAAUGCCGAUAUUCAAAAAGUCUAUCGAAGCUUUAUUGCCGCAGGGCGCGAUCCCCCGAUUUGUGAUGCUUUCCUCAUGAAUGGUCAACCUGGGGAUAUGUAUCCAUGUUCAUCACAAGAUACAUUCAGGUUGAAAGUCGAGCCAGGCAAGACCUACCUUUUCAGAUUGGUGAGUGCAAUGAUGAACUACAUCAUGUUCUUCAAGAUCGCCGGCCACAACGUCACCGUGGUCGGAACAGACGGCUCCUACACGAAGCCGUUGAACACCCACUACAUCGCGAUCGCCCCCGGCCAGACCAUCGAUUUCCUCCUCGAAACCAACCAGCCGCCAAGCCACUACUACAUGGCUUCGAGAGUAUACGCCUCGGGAGCCGACUACGUCCCGACAACCGGAAUCCUCGAGUACGUCGGGAACUACACCCCGCCGCCGUCGCCGCUGUUCCCCUCAUUCCCGGAAAUCGAAGGGUACGUGACGUCGAUCUAUUUCAGCAACAAGCUCAGAAGCCUGGCCGACGAUAAACACCCCAUUGAUGUCCCAAUCAACAUCACAGAAAACCUCUUCUUCGUCCUCUCCAUCAAUCUGUGGCCAUGUGGGGCGAAUUCGUCGUGCUUGCAAGACGACAGGCUCCAGGCAAGCAUAAACAACGUGUCGAUGAUAAUGCCGAAAACAAGCAUUCUAGAAGCUUACUACAAAGGGAUCAGAGGGGUUUUCACACCGGAUUUCCCAGAUCGUCCAGAAAGAGUCUUCAAUUAUACACAAGUUAGUUUGGAGAGGAAUGAGUCGUAUCCGCAUUAUGCGACUGCUGUGUAUAUGUUGGAUUAUAACGCCACUGUUGAAAUCGUGUUUCAAGGAACUAUCCUCGGGGAGGGAAUCGAUCAUCCCAUCCAUUUACAUGGCUACAGCUUCUACGUCCUCGGCUCUGGAUUGGGGAACUUCGACGGAGCCCGGGACCGUCCUAACUUGAACCUCGUGGACCCGCCGUUUAUGGAUACCACGGUAGUUCCCAAAAACGGAUGGACCGUUAUAAGAUUUAAGGCUAGCAAUCCUGGAGUUUGGUACAUGCAUUGUCAUUUCGAGCGUCAUCAGACUUGGGGAAUGAAGAUGGUUUUCAUCGUUAAAGACGGUGAUCGCCCCAACGAGAAGAUGCUACCACCGCCGCCGGAUAUGCCGCGCUGUGAUACUCCUCCUCUAGAACUAUUAUUUAGGGUCUGA